AUGUAUCUUAUUGUGCUCGAUGAAUCCAUGGGUUGCAUUCUUGGUCAACAAGACGAGACAGACAUUGAGUAUCACACCCAAAAAGCCAUCAAAGGAAGUAUCCUCGCUGAUUAUUUGGCACAUCAUCCUGUUAAGGAUCCUCAAGCUGAGCAGUUCGACUUUCCUGAUGAAGACAUCAUGGCUUUGAGAAUGAAAGACAGUGAUGAGUCGCUUAUUGAAGAAGGUCCCGAGCCUGGAUCCAUUUGGGGUUUAGUAUUCGAUGGUGCUGUCAACGUAUAUGGACAUGGAAUAGGCAUUGUAAUUAUUACUCCUCGAGAAGUGUUCGGUGACUCGGCUCUUUUCAUCAAUCAGAUUAAAGGAGAGUGGGAAACUCGUCAUCCGUGUUUAAUCCUAUACAGAGAUUAUUCCAGAAGAUUGUCUACUUUCUUUACCAAAGUAGAAUUCCAUGACAUCCCUCGAGACGAGAACCAGAUAGCAGAUGCUCUUGCUACGCUGUCUUCCAUGUAUAUGGUGAAUUUUCAUAGAGAAGUUCCCUCCAUUCCUAUCCAUAUCCGUGAUAAACCUGCCUAUAUCUUCAAUGUUGAGGCUGUGUCAGAUGAGAAAUCGUGGUUCUUUGAUAUAAAGUGUUUUCUUGAGAAGCAAGAAUACCCGCUUGGGGCAUCUAACAGAGAUAACAAAUCUUUGAGGUGGUUGUCGGCUAAUUUAUUCUUGAAUGGUGAUGUGCUCUACAAAAGAAACUUUAACAAGGUCUUUCUCAGAUGCGUGGACAGACACGAAGCAUAUAUGUUAAUGGUGAGAGUACAUGAAGGAUCUUUUGGCACGUACACUAAUGGACAUUCUAUGGCAAGAAAGAUACUCAGAGCUGGUUAUUAUUGGUUAACUAUGGAGUUUAAUUGUUACAAAUAUGCUAGAAAAUGCCAUAAAUGUCAGAUAUAUGCAAAAAGGGUGCACGUGCCUCCUACACCUUUGAAUGUGAUCUCUUCACCUUGGCCCUUUGGAAUGUGGGGCAUUGAUAUGAUCGCCGCAUCAUAUGCAAAUGUUACCAAGUAUAUGGUAGUCAAGUUCUUGAAGAAUAAUAUCAUCAGUAGGUAUGGUGUAUCGAGCAAGAUCAUCACAUAUAAUGGGUCUAAUUUGAAUAACAACCUUGUCACUGAAAUGUGCAAAGAAUUCAAGAUUGAGCACCACAAUUCCUCUCCUUAUAGACGCAAGAUGAAUGGGGAAGUUGAAGCUACAAAUAAGAAUAUCUAG
Messenger RNA from Lathyrus oleraceus (garden pea), 1248 nucleotides. RefSeq lists its product as uncharacterized. The transcript has 4 exons. Gene Ontology annotation, biological process: DNA integration. Gene Ontology annotation, molecular function: RNA-DNA hybrid ribonuclease activity; nucleic acid binding. The record is from RefSeq and is a predicted model, not a curated record. Bases 1 to 1248 code for a protein of 415 amino acids. Lineage: Eukaryota; Viridiplantae; Streptophyta; Magnoliopsida; Fabales; Fabaceae.